AUGGCAAGUGGGGGGUACUCACAGCCGGCCACCAGCUCCUGGGAGGUGUGGCUGGGAAACGGGGACAAGGACGCUGCUCCUAAGGCUGUGAUGAUGGAGGUGACGCUCUCAAUUAAGCCCAAGGCGAAAGGUAUCACUCUCCAUGACCUGUACACGGCCCCUGACUCCUGUGAGGGACGCUGCGGGGAGCCCUACAACGAGGAGGACGAGUGCCAUUGCGACACCGACUGCGAGAGGCACCACAGCUGCUGCGAGGAUUACUACAGGCACUGCUGGCCUGAGGGCUUCUCCAGCAGCCGCGAUGCCAUCACCGACGAGGAUCUCCUGCGCAUCUCGGAGCAGCUUUACAAGGCGGACCACAACAAAGCCAAAAUGACCGACAUCGUCCUCAACCCCCAGUACCAGGCUUCCCCCGACGAGACGGGUGACCAGGAGGACCGGUCCCCGCAGCCGCUCUACAAAUACGUCAACGAGGAGCUCUUCUCCAAACCCACCUACGCCAGCUUCAUUAAGCUGCUGGAUAAUUACCAGAGGGUGACGGGCAGGGAGGAGGAGGUGACGGCGGAGGAGCUGCGGGAGCAGGACAACUUCCUCAAGGAGGUGAUGAAAACCGAGCUCAUGAAGAAACUCUUCGCCUUCCUCCACAAAAAAAACCGCUACGGCUCCGAGCAGGAGUUCAUUGCUGAUCUGAAGGAGAUGUGGUUCGGGCUCUACUCCAGAGGCGAUGGUGAGCAGGACUCCAGUGGCUUCGAGCACGUCUUCUCAGGGGAGGUGAAGAAAGGGAAGGUGUCUGGGUUUCACAACUGGAUCCGCUUCUACCUCCUGGAGAAGCAGGGCAUCGUCAACUACUUCAGCCACAACUUCAAUGGGCCGUGGGACACCUACCCCGACGUACUGGGGCUCCAGUUCAACUGGGACGGCUUUUACAAGGAGGUGGGCUCUGCCUUCAUCGGCAGCAGCCCCGAGUUUGAGUUCGGCCUCUACACCUUGUGCUUCAUCGCACGGCCGGGGAGGGCAUGUCACCUCAGCCUGGGUGGCUACAGCCUCAGCAUCCAGACCUACACCUGGACCAAGUCCACCUACGGUAACGGCAAGAAGUUCAUCGCCACCGCCUAUGUGAUCUCACCCUGA
Messenger RNA from Mesitornis unicolor (brown roatelo), 1131 nucleotides. Its product is annotated as poly(U)-specific endoribonuclease-like. Bases 1 to 1131 code for a protein of 376 amino acids. NCBI's taxonomy places the organism in Eukaryota, Metazoa, Chordata, Aves, Mesitornithiformes, Mesitornithidae. Gene Ontology annotation, molecular function: RNA endonuclease activity. The record is from RefSeq and is a predicted model, not a curated record. The transcript is spliced from 8 exons.